Molecule: messenger RNA, 1116 nt
Organism: Ascochyta rabiei
Lineage: Eukaryota; Fungi; Ascomycota; Dothideomycetes; Pleosporales; Didymellaceae
Exons: 2
Coding region: 1-1116 (371 amino acids)
Biological process (GO): proteasome-mediated ubiquitin-dependent protein catabolic process
Molecular function (GO): proteasome binding; endopeptidase inhibitor activity
Source: RefSeq, a predicted model, not a curated record
AUGGUCUCAGACAGAACGACGGGCAAUCCGCUCAGCGCGGGAUCUCUCUCGCUGUUCAUGGCAACGGCACUCCCUCGAGGAGAGAGCUCCAAGCUAAAGAGUGGCACCGAAGCCAUAGCACUUGCAGUGCAUGCUGGUAUGCUUGCAGUAGGCUUCAGACUCGUUGGAGUCGGAGAGGACGAAAGGACAGACGCCGAGAACCCGAACCCCUUGCCUGCCACAUGGAACGCCUCUUCAUUAUACACGUUUCGUUACAAGCAUGCGCAGUCCGCGAUGGACUACCACAUCAAUGUACACAGGCUCGGAAGCAAAGCAGCCGUCUCUGCUAUCGCCAUUGGCGACGACCGACCCAAGAAUUUUGACGUCACGACCAAAGAGUACCUGUCCGAAUCCAUGCUUCCUUUGAGCAUACCGGAAGACCAAUCAACAGAAGAUGCCGCCAAGACGCUGAUGGACCUCUUCAUCUCUUCAGGUCGCCUCAACGAUCUUGGUGCGCUGCUCAAGAUGAAAGUCAUCCAAAAGCUAGCACCGAGCCUACAGAAGGCUGGCUACGAAGAAGACAGUAGCACAAGAGACGCGCCAACGCGAGACGACAACUCCACACCGCGGCCAACCAAUCCGCCGAACCCCCGACAACCGCAAGAUCCCGAGCCCGCACGACCCUACCCUUUCAAUGAUCCUCUAGCCGUACCGCGGCAGCCAGGCAGACCGCUGCCUGAGCCCAUACCCGGCUUCGAAGAUGAGUACGAGGUCAACAGGCCAGCACGCGGCGGCCUACGAGACGACCGAUAUCCAGUCGGGAUAGGCCAUGAUGAUCUAUAUCCACCGGGUCUGGGACCAAACGAUCCCCUCCGUCCACACCUUGGGCCAAGCAUACCUCGACCUGGCGGCGGCUUUGGUGGUGGCAUGCAUCCCACAUUCGACGACCCCUUGUUCCGUGGCCAGGGCGGGCAAGGAGGAUAUGACCCUAUGGCACCUCCAGGUGCAAGAUAUGAUCCUGUUGGACCAGGUGGCGCGCCAAGGGACAACCGUGGUGGUGGACCUAGGUUCCCUGGAGGAGGCCUUGGCGGACCACCAAAUCCAUUUGGCGGGUUUGGAGGAAACGAUUUUAUAUGA